GAAACAUCUCAAGAGCUCAGGCACCACUUCUUCUCGCCGCCAGUAUCUUCUCUUUUCAUGGAAUCUCCUCCCCAACGGAAAAACCAGUCAUCUCCGGCGAAAUUACUCCUCGGAAAAUACGAAAUCGGCCGACGACUCGGCAGCGGAAGCUUUGCGAAAGUCCAUUUGGCUCGUUCCAUAGAUAACGAUGAGCUCGUGGCUAUUAAGAUCAUCGAGAAGAAGAGAACCAUUGAAUCCGGCAUGGAGCCAAGGAUAAUCCGCGAGAUCGACGCGAUGCGUCGUCUCCGUCACCAUCCCAACAUCCUCAAGAUCCACGAAGUUAUGGCAACCAAAUCUAAGAUCUACCUCGUCAUGGAACUCGCCGCCGGCGGCGAGCUCUUCUCCAAAGUCCUCCGUCGUGGCCGACUUCCUGAAUCGACGGCGCGUCGUUACUUCCAGCAACUCGCCUCCGCGCUCCGGUUCUCUCACCAAGACGGCGUCGCUCACCGCGACGUGAAGCCACAGAAUCUACUCCUCGACAAGCAAGGAAACCUCAAGGUCUCCGACUUCGGUUUAUCCGCCUUGCCGGAGCAUCUCCAAAACGGAUUGCUCCACACGGCGUGCGGAACUCCGGCUUACACAGCUCCGGAGGUUAUUUCACGGCGAGGAUACGACGGAGCGAAGGCUGAUGCGUGGUCUUGUGGAGUGAUUUUAUUCGUUCUUCUCGUCGGAGAUGUUCCUUUCGACGAUUCGAACAUUGCAGCCAUGUAUAGGAAGAUUCACCGGAGAGAUUACCGUUUCCCGAGCUGGAUCUCGAAGCAAGCCAAAUCGAUUAUCUAUCAGAUGCUCGAUCCGAAUCCGGCGACGAGGAUGAGCAUAGAGACCGUCAUGAAGACGACCUGGUUCAAAAAAUCUCUAGAAACCUCUGAAUUCCACCGCAACAUCUUCGAAUCGGAGCCGUUUCUGGAGAAGGAAGCGAAACCGAGCGUUAAUUCGAUUACAGCGUUCGAUUUAAUCUCGUUUUCGUCGGGGCUAGAUCUCUCCGGAUUGUUUGAGAUUAAGAAGAAGAAAGAAAGAAGAUUCACAGCUAAAGUCUCCGCCGUCGAAGUAGAGGAGAAAGCGAAAGCGAUUGGGGAGAAGUUAGGUUACGCAGUGAAGAAGAAGACGAAGAAAGAAGGAGAAGCGAAUAUAGUUGGAUUAGGAAGAGGAAGAACAGCGAUAGUGUUGGAGGCGGUGGAGGUAGCGGUGGAUGUUGUGGUGGUUGAAGUGAAAGUUGUCGAAGGAGAAGAAGAAGAUUCACGGUGGUCCGUUUUGAUUACUGAGCUUGAAGACAUAGUUCUCUCAUGGCACAAUGACGUCAUGUAAAUAUUUUGUGACGUGUGGACUUAGUUUUUUUUCUUGCUUCUUUUUUUGUUCAAUUUUGUAUAAUCUCCCGUUUCAAAGAUUUACAUAGUCUUUUAAACGGUUCUUAUAUACAUUGAUUUAGCUAAACAUCUACCAAAA
Messenger RNA from Eutrema salsugineum, 1482 nucleotides. Its product is annotated as CBL-interacting serine/threonine-protein kinase 7. NCBI's taxonomy places the organism in Eukaryota, Viridiplantae, Streptophyta, Magnoliopsida, Brassicales, Brassicaceae. Gene Ontology annotation, molecular function: protein kinase activity; ATP binding. The record is from RefSeq and is a predicted model, not a curated record. Bases 58 to 1344 code for a protein of 428 amino acids. The transcript has a single exon. Gene Ontology annotation, biological process: signal transduction; protein phosphorylation.